GUUCGCCGACGGUAAAAAUGAUUCGACCUUGUUCCAACUUUCACGUCACCUCCGGACACGAUGGAUUCGUCGCACGAUGACUCCCCCGAAUCCGAGCUCCCAUCUUGCAGUGGCUGCCGGAAACGGAAACUCAAGUGUUCUAGACAAAGACCAGCUUGCUCUAAUUGUGAGCGAUUAGGUGCACCUUGUGUUUACGAAAACCGUCGGUCGAAGCCAGGCUUGAAAGGCGGUGCUGUCGAGAGUCUUAACCAGCGAUUAGAAAAGGUCGAGAAAGCAUUGUUCGGCUCGGCCUCUGAUGAAGGCACACAAGACUCCGAAGGUACAAAACGUGAUCUUCCAGGCGACAGAGCAAGUAGCAGCAGCUCAGCGCCUCUUGAAGCAAUCCUUUCUACGCUCGCCGGAGAGUUACAGAGGCUAAAUAAAAACAUUGAGCCGGCUCGAAAGAGACAGUAUGAAUAUGACCCAUACAGAAAGGUCAAUGGACUAUUCAAGAGACCAAGGCGAGAUGUAGCCGAAGAGCAACAUCAAUCCAGUAACGAAGACGUUACCCAGCAACAAGCCCGCCAAGCUUCAUCCCGCAGUAUUGACAUUAUCCAGGAGCAUUUGGACAAGCUAAUUGAGGCACAUUUCGAUAAUAUCCAGCCAUGGAUCCCAAUGAUAAUUAUGAGAGGGUUUCAUGAACGUGUUCAGAAAGACACUGAGCAACGCAUGACGAUUGUGCUUGAGGCAAUGAUGAUAGCGUCUCUGCGCUAUGUCGAUAUUAAUGAUAAGCCACUGGACAACCUUUACAUCAACAGCGAGACAUCAAGAUUGCGAAAAAGUGUAAUGAUGGGUGCGAUGGAGGGUCUAAGGAUAGAGAACUUGCAAGCACUCAUUAUGAUUGCAUUCACUGAGAUUGGAAAUGGGAAUUUGGAAAAGGCCUGGCCUAUUAUUGGGUCUCUGACAAGAACAGUCGAAUACAUGGGACUGUCAGUCGAAUCUGAAGUGCAUCAACGCAAGACAGGACUAUUAUCAGAUAACUCAUCGCUACCAGAGCCACUAGACUGGAUGGAAGAGGAGGAACGAAGACGAAUAUUCUGGAAUGUCUUCAUCCUUGAUAGAAUCUCAUCUAUAAUCAAAGGAUGGAAUCCAGGCAUCAAUUCAGCGGAUGUUCGCCGAAGACUGCCUAUAUGCGGCGGGAGUUGGUUUCAUAACGAGCCUGCUGUCACACCUUACUUUGGGGAUUGGGACCAGCCUGCAGUACAAAACGGACACGGUACGAGUCCUUGUUACUCUGUUGGAAGUAAUGCUGGUGGCUCAGAAGGCCCAGCGAGUACUUGUCGCAGCAUCCGAGCUAGCGAUAGGGCAACUGGGGAUAUAUCCAAGAUAGGCGCCUUUGCUUAUUACAUCCAGUCGAUCGAUUCACUGAGCCAGAUAUCGAAGACCUUCUUACAACCUGUUGUGGACUUCACCAACAGGCAGGAGGUUUCACUUUGGCUAACCAAGUUCAAAGAACUCGAUCUCCGUUUAGUACAUUGGAAGAUGUAUUUGCCCCAACAAUGGAAAGACUCUGGCAUAUCGCGCAAGAUAAUGCCCGGCGUCAUGGACCCCAGCAUGACAUUAGCCAAUGCGACGCAUAACACGUCUUUAAUCCUCCUCCACGAGCGCAUUGCAUACCCGGACUCUGAACUUCUCGGCCUGAAUCUACCCAGUCUUUUUAGUGCUGAGAACUGUCUCAAUGCCGCAAUAGAGACAGCCAACAUCACGACCAAGUACCUUGGAGGAUCUCCAUCAGCUCGUCCGGUACCACCACAGCUGGGAAUAUGCGCUUUUGUCAGUGCAAGAGCCCUGCUGGUUCACUCGCGAUACUAUAAGACGGCUCUGGCCAAGGAAUUCAAGAACCUGAUGGAUAAUUUGACAGACAUGUCUAAUCGAUGGGCUGGCAUUGAACAGACAAAUCAAACAAAGAAGAAUCCCAACUUCUUUGACCAACUCUUCAACAGCUUGCAAAGUCAAUUUCAAGAGUUCCAGAGAGCAGCUCCAGGCCAGAUCAUACCAGGCUCAGGCUCGGCACUUGGGUUUGGAGGAUCUGUUUUCAGUUCGAGACUCGGCAGUUCCAGAGCGUUUCGAGAUAAUCACACCCCUGCCAUGGCAGGUGUACCUGUGCCACCAACCAUCGAUAACUUAGCACGCGGAGUGCACGACCCGGACCAACUGAGCAACAACCAGUGGCAUGUCGACUCACAAUCCCCACCUACAAUCUCAAGGGAUGACUUGUUCAUGAUAUCUCAAACUCUGAUGAAUAAUGACUUUCUUGAGCUGGAUCGUAUUGUCAGCUUUGAGGAUAUGAUGGCUGUUGGGAAUAUGACACAGUAUUAUGGCACCAAUAGCUAGACAUCAAAUAUCGAUGUGCCACUCCUUUAACUUUAUUGCUAUUGUAAUGGUCUGUUCAAAGGUUCAACCGCUUUCUUGACCCUAACUACAGUGCCAUAAUAUUCUCCUGCAUAACAUAGGUCGUCAUGGAGUGACUACCAGAAACAGUACACAGUUAAACACUGGUGUCUGUUUGCAGUUGGAACAAAUAAAGGUCCUAAUAUAACGC
Fusarium redolens is the source of this 2581-nucleotide messenger RNA. RefSeq lists its product as uncharacterized. Gene Ontology annotation, molecular function: DNA binding; zinc ion binding; DNA-binding transcription factor activity, RNA polymerase II-specific. The coding region runs from base 61 to 2373 and encodes 770 amino acids. Gene Ontology annotation, cellular component: nucleus. The record is from RefSeq and is a predicted model, not a curated record. The transcript has 7 exons. Gene Ontology annotation, biological process: regulation of DNA-templated transcription; DNA-templated transcription. NCBI's taxonomy places the organism in Eukaryota, Fungi, Ascomycota, Sordariomycetes, Hypocreales, Nectriaceae.